AUGGGGAAUCUUCUUAAAGUGUUGACUUAUAAUGAGCAUGACCAAGGCCCUAAUUUUUUCCUUGACUUUGAACAUGCUCAGCCCACGGAAGCCGAGACUGCUGUCUGGAACCAGGUGAAUGCUGUUCUGGAGGAGGCCCAGACCAUCCUGGCAGAACUGCAGUCCUACACUGGUGCUGGCCAAGAGAUCCGAGAGGCGAUCCAGAACCCCAGUGACCAGCAGCUUCAAGAAAAGGCCUGGCGUGCUGUGUGUCCUCUUGUGGCGAAGCUGAAACGGUUUUAUGAGUUUUCUCUUAGGCUUGAGAACGCCUUGCGGAGCUUGCUGGAGGCCCUGACCAGCCCCCCCUAUGCCCCCACCCAGCACUUGGAGAGAGAGCAGGCCUUAGCCAAGCAGUUUGCAGAAAUCCUGCACUUCACCCUCAGCUUUGAUGAGCUCAAGAUGACCAAUCCUGCCAUUCAGAAUGAUUUUAGCUACUACAGAAGAACCAUCAGCCGAAAUCGAAUCAACAAUUUGCAACUGGAUGCGGAGAGCGAGGUCAACAAUGAGAUGGCCAACCGGAUGUCUCUCUUCUACGCCGAGGCUACCCCGAUGCUGAAAACUCUGAGCAGUGCCACGACCAAGUUUGUUUCAGAGAACAAAACUCUCCCAAUAGAGGACACGACUGACUGCCUGAGCACCAUGGCCUGUGUCUGCCGAGUGAUGCUGGAAACUCCGGAAUAUCGCAGCAGGUUCACUAACACUGAGACCCUCCUCUUCUGCAUGCGGGUGAUGGUGGGGGUCAUCAUUCUCUACGAUCACGUCCACCCAGUGGGGGCAUUCGCUAAGACCUCCAAGAUAGAUAUGAAAGGAUGCAUCAAGGUUUUGAAAGAGCAGCCCUCCAACAGUACAGAAGGCCUUCUCAAUGCUCUGAGGUACACCACCCGGCACCUCAAUGACGACAGCACUUCUAAGCAGAUCCGGGCUUUGCUGCAAUGAAGCUUCCUGGAACAGCCAUUCACCAGAGACACACCCAAGAAAUUCUUCACGGCACCUUCGGCAAAAAUUUUAAUGUUAGCAUGUUGCUAUAAAUAACCAUUGGUCAUCAUAUCCCUCAUUUUGUAAAAAAGAAAAGAAAAGUUGAAGAAGUGCAGGUGAGAUUGUCAAAAUAAAUAUAUAAAUAUAUAUAUAUACACACACAGAUAUAGAGAUGGAACUACAAUAGAUAUUCCAAUUCCAACUCCAAGAUGACCCCCGUUCAAUGCUGGCCAAAGCGUAGGGUCCAGUCUCUUGCCUCAAGUGACCGGGCUGUGCUGAAUCCAGUCCCAUCCAUGCUGGGGUGACCAGGUCCCCUGCAUAUCAUACCUGUGGAGCAUGGAGGAAGGUUUUUUCCAAGCCUUUCUGGGACCAUAAGAUGGAUCUACAAACAAGCCUGGAUGCCAGGAAAGUGAUACUCUCUUACCCAAGAUGUAAAUAACACAUCUGGAAAAGCUUGAUUGAAUGUAUGGGCACGAGCACCAUCAUUAAGCCUUCAAUUCUGAUUCCAUUCUUAGUGGCUCAGUCACACCUUUUAGAUUUUUAAUAUGAACAACUGCAUAUUAACUGCACACCUAUUAUUUUGUACAUUUUUGUGUCAAAAUAAAGCAAGAAAAGUUAAUGUAUGAGAGAUCAGCAUGAUUUUCUGCUUUGCUUUAAUCUAGGAUGGCUGUGCUUGUCAAUACUGGUUGGGUCUGUUGCCCCAAACACGGCCUCCACUGUUAAGCUGAUUUCUUGUGUAUACCAGGCCUUGCCCGAUUAGGACCAAUUUUUAGGUCACGUUGCCACCAGCCUUUGCUCCUUGUAAGGCUGAGGAACGGAGCUCCAGGCCAAAAGGAGAGCAAGGAGGCAUUUUAGCUAAGACCUUA
Messenger RNA from Protobothrops mucrosquamatus (brown spotted pit viper), 1880 nucleotides. RefSeq names its product protein FAM49A-like. Lineage: Eukaryota; Metazoa; Chordata; Lepidosauria; Squamata; Viperidae. The transcript is spliced from 10 exons. Gene Ontology annotation, biological process: regulation of actin filament polymerization. Gene Ontology annotation, molecular function: small GTPase binding. The coding region runs from base 1 to 975 and encodes 324 amino acids. The record is from RefSeq and is a predicted model, not a curated record.